UAUACUUACGGCUGAAACGAGGCCGUCCUGGCCAAUGACAGAGGCCGUACGGCGAAAGAGCAGAAACGGUCUCCCGGGAAGAUGGCAGCCCUGGUCCAUCCACAGGUUGAUUGGCAGAUGCUGUGACCAGAAGCUCUAUACUCCAGGCCCUGUCCCUUGAGCUCUGCCCUCGGAUGUUCCACCGCCCAGAGCGUGCAUGCGCCGUGGGGCGCCCCAGGACCAGGAGCUGGUGGGUUCGGGGGCUCCUGGGCGGGGGUCCCGGGGCGCCCCUCCUCUCUCGGGACCUGUUGUCCCGGUUCUCGUCUUUCCCCCGGAUCUAGUAUUCAGGGCGGACCAGCGGAGCGGACCCCGGCAGCUGCUGACCCUCUAUAACCCCACGGGAGCAGCGCUUCGCUUCCGAGUCCUGUGCACAGCACCUGCCAAAUACACAGUGUUUGACGCGGAAGGAUAUGUGAAGCCUCAAUCCUGCAUUGACAUUGUGAUUCGCCACGUGGCCCCUAAUCCCAGCCAUUAUGACGUCCAGGACCGCUUCCGCAUUGAGCUGUCUGAGGAGGGAACAGAGGGCCGUGUGGUGGGGCGCAAGGACAUCACCUCGGUUCUGAGGGCCCCUGCAUACCCCCUUAAGCUUCAGGGACAGCCUGACCCAACACCCCACCCAGGGCCUCCUUCCUGGACAGCACCACCCACGGCCCAACACUUCCCAGAAAAUCCCCACCCUCAACUAGCCACCAGCUCCUUCCUCCUCUUCUUGCUGACGGGCAUAGUCUCUGUGGCCUUCCUGCUUCUCCCGCUCCAGGAUGAACUCGGCAGCCAGCUGCCCCAAAUCCUGCACGUCUCCCUGGGACAAAAGUUGGUGGCAGCCUACGUCUUGGGCCUCCUGACCAUGGUGUUCCUCCGGACCUGAGCUCCAAGCUUAACCUCCAGCCCCCUCCCUGGGCAGGGACAUGGACCUGGACAUGAGACAGCCACUGUGAUGCUCAUAACCUUGCCUCAGCUCCUGCUUCCUUCUUCCUCCUUCCUGCCCUUACCCCACCCCCAAAACCCAGGGAUUUGUAUUCAUUUUCCAAGUUGAAUAAAAUAAAUUUGUAAAAUUGAA
Molecule: messenger RNA, 1096 nt
Organism: Camelus dromedarius (Arabian camel)
Lineage: Eukaryota; Metazoa; Chordata; Mammalia; Artiodactyla; Camelidae
Gene: MOSPD3
Product: motile sperm domain containing 3
Exons: 6
Coding region: 197-904 (235 amino acids)
Cellular component (GO): cytoplasm
Source: RefSeq, a predicted model, not a curated record